GGGUAUUUUUGUCGGCAGGAAAUAUGGUAUAUUUGGCACAUCUGUGCUUUAAAUAAGAGAUGUACGGUAUAUCCGUAUUUUUGUUUGCUUUUUUUGUUUUUUUUUGUUUUUUUUUUUGCUUCUUAUCACUUCUCUUACAAUCAUGACUAUCCCUCAAAACCAACGUUUUUUGCUUGUAAAAGCUCAGCAAGCUAUCCUUUCUCCUAAGCAUAUUCAAGGCCCUGCUCAAGUCCUUAUCGAUCAAAAUACUGGUAAAGUCGUCGAGAUUGCCAUUGACAAUAAGCAAUGCACCACCAUUGUUGACCAGAAUGCUUUGGAAGUCAUUGAGCUGGACAACGAUCAGUUAUUAAUGCCUGGCCUAGUCGAUGCACAUGUGCAUUUAAACGAGCCUGGACGAACAGAAUGGGAAGGUUUUGAAACAGGUACAAAAGCAGCUGCCGCUGGUGGUAUUACAACGGUUGUUGAUAUGCCUUUAAAUGCGAUUCCCCCAACCACUACUGUCGGAAAUUUUGAUAUCAAACUCAAUGCAGCCAAAGGCCAGUGUCAUGUUGAUGUAGGAUUCUGGGGCGGUGUUGUACCUGAUAACGCGAACGAGUUGCCCGCUUUAAUUGGUAAGGGAGUACGCGGGUUUAAAUGUUUUCUAAUUGAAAGUGGUGUGGAUGAAUUCCCUUGUGUAAAUGAGACUGAGGUACGUUUAGCCAUGGACAAACUUGUCAACUCUGACAGCGUCUUGUUGUUCCAUGCUGAAAUGGAUGGAUGCGGAAAGCCCCAAGUCGAAGAAGAAAAUAUUGAUAAUCGCACAUAUGCCAGCUUUUUAAAUUCUCGUCCACAAGAGCUGGAAACCACUGCAAUUGACAUGAUUAUCCGCCUUACUCAAGAAUAUCAUGAACAGGGCCGAUCAGUAAAUACUCAUAUUGUCCAUCUUUCCGCUGCCAGUGCCAUUCCUGCUAUUCGUGCUGCUAAAGCCACUGGAGCACCACUUACUGUCGAGACUUGCUUCCAUUAUUUGAAUUUUACUUCGGAAGCCAUUGAAGAUGGUGCAACACACUACAAGUGUUGUCCGCCAAUUCGUGAGGCUUCUAAUCGUGAAAAGCUCUGGGAGGCAUUGUUGGAGGGUACCAUUGAUUAUGUUGUUAGUGAUCAUUCACCUUGUACAGCCCAACUUAAGAAGCAAGAUACCGGCAAUUUUGGACAAGCUUGGGGUGGUAUUGCUAGUGUUCAAUUUGGUUUACCUGUUCUUUGGAGUGAGGGCCGUAAACGUGGCGUCAGCCUUCAACAAAUUGCAAACUGGCUUAGUUUAGCACCUGCCAAGAGAACCAAACUGGACCACAAGAAGGGAGAAAUUCGUGUUGGUAAUGAUGGCGAUCUUGUUAUCUGGCGUCCAGAAUCUGCAUUUGAGAUCAAUGUAGCCGACGUACAUUUUAAAAACAAAUUAUCUCCUUAUAUUGGAGAAACACUCUUUGGCGCCGUUGAUCGUACAAUUGUUCGUGGCACCACUGUAUAUAAUCAUAAAACAGCUGGACUUUUUGCUCAAGAGCCUUUUGGUCGUCCUUUGCUUCAGUAGACCACAUUAUAUACCCCUCUUUUCCAUUUCUUAUACACGAAAUCUAGUUUUUUUUUUUUGUCACGCCACAAUUAAGGUUUUAAGAUCUAUAUUAAAGCACGUAAAUGUUUAUGAUGAUGUAAGGAGAAAGCAAAUUAC
Molecule: messenger RNA, 1702 nt
Organism: Mucor mucedo
Lineage: Eukaryota; Fungi; Mucoromycota; Mucoromycetes; Mucorales; Mucoraceae
Product: allantoinase
Exons: 2
Coding region: 143-1564 (473 amino acids)
Biological process (GO): purine nucleobase catabolic process; allantoin catabolic process
Cellular component (GO): cytoplasm
Molecular function (GO): zinc ion binding; cobalt ion binding; allantoinase activity
Source: RefSeq, a predicted model, not a curated record